GUCCAGCAAAUUUUCUUUUUGUUUUUGUUUCAGAUUUCCAGCAUAAGCAAUAUUUUGCUCUUAUAUUCGGAAGUGAUGUCGGUUGCCUCACUGCCGUAAACUGUGACGGCCGGGAUUGCGGCAAAGGAUUUUUUUCCGUUUAGCGAUGCGCUGCAGUUUUCGGGCUGGGUUUCCAUCCGUCGGAAAACUGUUGUGGGGAAGAGUGUUGCCCAGUACUCGGGGAAAAGGAGUUGAAGCGGAGAAAUGCGCAGUGUUGUCAGGAAGAUGCUGUCAAAUCUCGAAUAGCGACGCUGAUCCAAGUGAAAAUAGUGCCGAGAUUUCAAAUUUUCAGCCUCCUGCAAACUCGCACCAUGACUGGGUUGGCCCCCCAGAUAAAUUUUCAAACCUAAGACCUAUAAAGUUUUAUUCACUCAAGAAUGAAUCCAAACUGGAACAGCAGCUGAGGAAGUUAAGGAUAGAGACACAAAAUUGGAAUCAAAAAUUUUGGUCCAACCAGAACAUAACUUUCAACCAGGAGAAAGAGAAGUUCAUACACUCCCGCUUAAAGGCAAAAGGAAUAGGAUUAAGAGAUGAGGAAGGGAGAAAAAACACACUGAGUGCAGAAGAGAUGGCUGACUUUUAUAAGGAGUUCCUUGAUAUAAAUUACAAAAAGCAUGUGAACUACAAUAAGUACCCCAUCAAUACUGAGAUCUGCUCCAUAAAUCUGACAGCCUUAAGCAUGUUGCUUAAGUAGAGCAUUUCCAUCGUAUUGUAAUAUUGCAUUCUUGAGUGAAGAAUAAAACCGACCAGGAAUUGUAAAGAAGCCCAUUUCUUCUUCUGUCCAUGUACCCCACCUAAAGUAAAUUGUGAUGAGGUGAACAAUAGCCAUAUGAAAAUAAACAGAGGUCAAUAAAAAUAGAUUUAAAGUUUGUGAUUCUGUUCAAAGUUCAUUUUAACCUCACCAUAAUUGUGAUGUUAUUAUUGUCGCCAGAUUAUAAGUAAAAAUAUUUGUAUGCUACAAGGCAGAAAGUAUUGCUCAAAAUUGAAUUAUUUCAAAGUUUACUGUCUAAGUGUAACUUUGCAACACAGUGAAU
Molecule: messenger RNA, 1073 nt
Organism: Carcharodon carcharias (great white shark)
Lineage: Eukaryota; Metazoa; Chordata; Chondrichthyes; Lamniformes; Lamnidae
Product: cytochrome c oxidase assembly factor 8
Exons: 5
Coding region: 146-733 (195 amino acids)
Biological process (GO): intrinsic apoptotic signaling pathway
Cellular component (GO): mitochondrion
Source: RefSeq, a predicted model, not a curated record